GUCUCAGGAGAUUGUGCUUGAUUUCCAGUGUUAGCCCCUGUUAUGUGCGAAUUCUCCGUCGCACUUCCUCCUUUGACUGCUAACGAAAGUGAAAGACUUCUCGAGUCCUGCGGAUCGGGAGCAGCGCGGAUGAAAUCGGAUGGAAGAAAAGUCCAAAUAUAAAUAUGAAAGCCUUCACGAGAAUCACUAAGAAUCAUCACAUUGUUGAUAAAUUAAGAGAGAGACUAGAAGAGCUAACCCUCUCAGAUUACCAUGGACUGGACAGUCCAGGUUUUACGUGCUAUUUGAACAGCGUGCUUCAGGUGCUUUUCAUGACCAGUGACUUCAGAGAGGCCGUGAUAAGAUGCUGCAUUGAAGAUUCAACAACCAUAGAUGGACAGCUGAGAAAACUGUUUAAUGAUUUAGAGAAGAGGAAAACCAAAACGCACGACAUCACAGAAAGACUUGGGAUCACAAAUUUGUACGAGCAACGUGAUGCUGCCGAGUAUUUUGAAAGGAUCUUGUGUUGGAUAAAUCCUGAAGCUUCAAAGGUAUUCAAGGGGGAGCUGAAUCAUAAAACCACAUGCCAUGGUUGCUACAAGAAGAAUGGUUCCAGGAGCUCUUUUUGGAUUCUGCCACUUGCGGUAGAAUCAGAUCACCAGACCUUCGACGUGGGACAAGGACUGAAGGAUUUCUUCAAGAAACAGAUAUUCCACGGGGACAAUCAGGUGUACUGCAGCCACUGUGAUAAAAAGCAAAAUGCAUACAUUAAACCGGAGUUAACACAAAAUCCAGAUGUCCUGACCCUCCUGCUGAAGAGAUUUACCUUUGAUUACCAUCGGCAGUGUUACGUCAAAGUCCAUUGCAAAGCUGAUGUGCCACAAACUCUGUACAUGGAGCAGUGCACGUAUGAGCUCUACGCUGUGGUUAACCACCGUGGUACUCUAUCAGGAGGACAUUACACCGCCCACAUCAAAUCUUUUGAAAAUGGCCACUGGUAUUACUUCAACGACGACACUGUUAAAAAUCUCAGUCGACAGCCAUUCAGGACUCAAGAAGAAUCCCUGAGGUCUUGUACAGCUUACCUCCUCAUGUACAGGAAAGUGAGAAAAGAACUGGAACAAGAUGAUGGAAGAGACCAGGACGCUCAUAGUGCACAUUCAGAUAUAGAAGCUGAAAGAAGUCAGGACACCGGCAAAGACAAAGAGGCUCAACUGCAGAUCAGAGGUCGUAUAGGAGGGGAAACAUUAAAGAAGAACCUCGUUGAUGCAGCUUGUUUUGUAGAACCAGAUGGUCUUCAGCAGAACAAAACGUUUCCUCUAAUGGACAAUGAAGCAGAUGGAGACAGUUUCAGAACGCAAACGCAAAAAUUACAUGUUUCAAAGACGCAGUUUAACGGAAACUAUCAUGUGACGAAUGGUCAGCACCUCUGUACAAACUCAAAGCACAACAAGCGUCAUCUCAGCAGUGAAGGGACCCUUGCAGUGAAUUUUAGAACACAGCAGGAAAACCAUAACACCAAAACAAAAAGACCAAGGAUGAACGGUGCUUUCUGUAAAACACAGGACGCCACCGGCACAAAGACUGGAGUAAAGAUCAAUGGUGGCAGCGUGAGAGAAACAGUUCACCCAGAGUUAAAAGGAGAGAGUCUAAAACUAAGAAAAGAGGCUGGUGUCAGUGAUAUGAGUGACUCUGCUUCAAGACGCUCACACAGUCAGUCUGGAAUGAACCGACCCACUGAGAGGAUACACUCACAAGAUAUGAUCAGAAGAUCAAGCACCUUAAAUAGAAACAAGGUGAAAACACAGCAUGACACACAAACUGUGAUAAAGACAGAACGUUUGAGUAAGAAAAGUGAAGCUAAAAGGUGUGAAGACAGAUCAGGGAGACCACCAUGGAGGUAAAGAAAUAAAACAAUGAACCACACUGGUUUAACUUUGUGUUGAGCUUCUUUUUUAAAAACACAAUUAUAAAUGUUGGUUGGUUUCUCUCCAUGUUCCCUGUCUGUUAUAUCAUUAAUAACA
This is a messenger RNA of Mugil cephalus (flathead mullet), 2003 nucleotides long. RefSeq names its product ubiquitin carboxyl-terminal hydrolase 47-like. The transcript has 12 exons. Gene Ontology annotation, molecular function: cysteine-type deubiquitinase activity; cysteine-type endopeptidase activity. Gene Ontology annotation, cellular component: nucleus; cytosol. The coding region runs from base 165 to 1883 and encodes 572 amino acids. NCBI's taxonomy places the organism in Eukaryota, Metazoa, Chordata, Actinopteri, Mugiliformes, Mugilidae. Gene Ontology annotation, biological process: protein deubiquitination. The record is from RefSeq and is a predicted model, not a curated record.